Molecule: messenger RNA, 9853 nt
Organism: Coturnix japonica (Japanese quail)
Lineage: Eukaryota; Metazoa; Chordata; Aves; Galliformes; Phasianidae
Source: RefSeq, a predicted model, not a curated record
UCGGUAGUUUCUACCGGACUUCCAGAAGAUGGGCACAGGUAGUGGGACACGAAUACCUCUAUGGAUAUCAAUACUAGCACUUGCCUACAUACAGAUCAAAGUUCAAGCUCAGGGCAAUGAGCAAGAAUCACAAUCGAGCUAUGACUCUCCACCAUUCCUGCAGCGAAAAAACAAUCUUUCACCAGUUUCCAAAUCCAAUGGAGUGACAAUCAUCCCACCUCUUCCAAACACACUGAAAGUAAAGGCUGGCAACCCCUCUCACAAUGGCCGUGUAUGCAGUACAUGGGGCAACUUCCACUUCAAGACUUUUGAUGGAGACAUUUUCUACUACCCUGGGCUCUGUAAUUAUGUUUUUGCAUCUCACUGCAAUGCUCCCUAUGAAGAGUUCAACAUCCAGAUUAGGCGUACCAUGGUGGAAAAUGCUACCGUGAUCACUCACGUCAUCAUGAGGCUGGAAGGAGCAGUGGUUGAACUGACCCGCACCUCUGUCCUGGUCAAUAGCAAACAGAUUCAGAUGCCCUACAGCCAUAUGGGAGUCUUGAUAGAGAGAAGCAACAGCUAUCUGAAAGUGGCUGCCAAAUUAGGACUGACCUUCCUUUGGAAUGAAGAGGAUGCCCUCCUGGUGGAACUAGAUAAGAAAUAUGCCAAUCAAACUUGUGGACUCUGUGGGGACUUCAAUGGAAUUCCAACUAACAACGAGUUUAUUUCACAAAAUGUAAAACUGACUGCUGUACAGUUCGGGAAUAGGCAGAAGAUAGACGGACCCACAGAGCAGUGUGAUGAUCCUAUUCCUUCUGCUGUUCUGAUGAACUGUUCAUCUGAAUUUGCUUCUAUCUGCAAGACAGUAUUAACCAGUGAAGCAUUCACAAGCUGUAAUGCACUUGUGGAUGUCAAGGACUACAUUGAAACUUGCAUACAAGACCUAUGCCACUGUGAUACUUCUAUGGCUGACUUCUGCAUGUGCAACACCUUUGCUGAGUACUCCCGGCAGUGUGCUCAUGCUGGUGGGGAACCUCUGAACUGGAGAACCUCAGAAUUAUGUCCCAAGUCAUGUCCUUUCAACAUGCAACACCAGGAGUGUGGCUCCCCCUGCUCUGACACCUGCAGCAACCCAGAAAGAUCUGCACUUUGUGAAGAUCACUGUACAGAUGGCUGCACCUGUCCUCCAGGAAUGGUAUUUGAUGACAUUAAUGGUGCUGGCUGUAUUCCCCGUAAGGAAUGCCACUGUACCUACGAAGGCGAAACUUAUGCUCCUGGUACCUCCUUCUCAUCUAAAUGCAGAUCAUGUACUUGCGCUGGAGGUGAAUGGACUUGCGUCACUCAGUCAUGUCCAGGGACUUGCAGCAUUGAGGGAGGCUCCCAUAUUACAACAUUUGAUGAAAAACACUAUUCCUUCUAUGGAGAUUGUAGCUACGUCCUAACCAAGCUCUGUGACAGCAAUGAAUUCACUGUUCUGGGUGAUAUCCACAAGUGUGGUCUGACUGACACGGAGACAUGCCUCAAGGGUGUAGCCAUCAGUCUAAGUGGAGGACAAACUAACAUUGUGAUCCAGCCUUCUGGCAGUGUAUUUGUGAAUAUGAUCUACACGCAGCUGCCCUUCUCUGCAGCAAAUGUCACCAUUUUCAGACCAUCAUCAUUCUUCAUCGUUUUACAAACAACUUUUGGUCUUCAGCUGCAAAUUCAAAUUGUACCUCUCAUGCAACUUUUUAUAAACUUAGAUCCAUCACAGAAAGGGCAGACCUGUGGUCUCUGUGGAAACUUCAAUGACGUCCAGGCAGAUGACUUCAAAACCACAAGUGGUGUAAUAGAGGGUACUUCAGCUGCCUUUGGCAAUACUUGGAAAACUCGGGCUGAUUGCCCUGAUGCCAAAAUUACCUUUGAGAAUCCCUGCACACUCAGCAUCGAAAAUGAUAAGUAUGCUCAGCACUGGUGUGGCUUGCUCUCUGAUACCAUGGGACCUUUUGCUGAAUGUCACUCAACAGUGAAUCCAGAAGUUUACCAGAAGAACUGCAUAUUUGAUACAUGUAACUGUGAGAAUACUGAGGACUGCAUGUGCGCUGCCCUUUCCAGCUACGUCAGAGCCUGCGCUGCUAAAGGAAUACUCCUCAGUGGAUGGAGGAACAAAGUCUGCACAAAAUACACCAACACUUGUCCAAAAUCCUUGGAGUACACUUACAACAUUGAUUCCUGUCAACCCACUUGUCGCUCUCUGAGUGAGCCUGAUGUCACAUGCAACAUCAAGUUUGUCCCAGUUGAUGGCUGCACCUGUGUAAAUGGAACCUACAUGGAUGAAAGUGGCAAAUGUGUGCCUGCUUCUAGCUGUCCUUGUUACUACAAAGGGAUGCCUCUGUCUAUUGGGGAAGUUAUUCACGAUAAUGGCAUUGUCUGCACUUGCAGUUAUGGAAAGUUGAGCUGUAUUGGAGAGAAACCACCACCAGUCUGUGCACCUCCCAUGAUCUAUGUUGACUGUGGCAACGCUACUGCAGGUGUCACAGGAGCAGAAUGCCAGAAGAGCUGUCAGACUCUAGACAUGGAAUGUUACAAAACCCACUGUGUCUCUGGCUGCGUAUGUCCUCCUAACUACGUAUCAGAUGGCAAAGGUGGCUGCAUAGCUGCUGAAGAAUGCCCAUGUAUUCACAAUGGGGAGUCCUACCGUCCAGGAGACUCAAUCAGAGUUGGCUGUAACAACUGCACGUGUAGAAACAGAAAGUGGCACUGCUCUGAGGAACCAUGCCUGGAAACCUGUUCAGUUUACGGAGAUGGGCAUUACACUACCUUUGAUGGCAAACGCUUUGAUUUUGAAGGAGACUGUGAAUAUGUUCUAAUCCAGAACUACUGUGGCAGGAAAGGUCAGAAUCAGGGAACCUUCAGAGUCAUCACUGAGAACAUUCCAUGUGGCACAACAGGAACCACCUGCUCCAAGUCAAUUAAAGUUUUCAUGGGGAACUAUGAGCUGGUACUCAGUGAUGGACAUUCUGAUGUCAUCCAAAGGUCACCUGGAGGAGUAAUGCCAUUCCAAAUCCGUUCCAUGGGCAUUUACACAGUCGUUGACACUACUGUUGGUCUGAUACUCAUGUGGGACAAGAAAACAAGUAUAUUCAUCAAACUCAGCCCAAGUUUUCAGGGACAUGUCUGUGGCCUUUGUGGAAACUACGAUGGCAAUGGAAACAAUGACUUUACUACACGCAGUCAGUCUGUGGUAGGAAAUGUGCUGGAGUUUGCCAAUAGCUGGAAAGUGUCUUCUACUUGCCCAAAUGCCAAUCAAACCAAAGACCCGUGCACCGCAAACCCAUACAGGAAAUCCUGGGCACAGAAGCAAUGCAGCAUCAUUACCAGUGAAGUAUUUGCAAAGUGUCACUCCCAGGUUGAACCAAAUGAAUAUUAUCAAGCAUGUGUGGAUGAUGCUUGUGCCUGUGACACUGGAGGAGACUGUGACUGCUUUUGCACAGCAGUAGCUGCCUAUGCUCAAGCAUGUAAUGAGCUGGACAUCUGCAUUUCAUGGAGGACUCCAUCCAUUUGCCCUCUGUUCUGCGAUUACUACAAUCCACAGGGAGAAUGUGAGUGGCACUACAAGCCCUGCGGAGCCUCCUGUAUGAAGACCUGCAAUAAUCCAAGUGGGAAGUGCCUUCAUGAGUUGAGAGGUUUGGAAGGCUGUUAUCCACACUGUCCAAAGAAUAAGCCCUAUUUUGAUGAAGAAACCAUGGCUUGUGUUUCUAAUUGCGGCUGCUAUGAGAACGGAAAACAUUACAAGCCAGGAAUGCAGAUGCCGUCAAAGAAGAACUGCCAAACAUGUGAAUGCACGCAUGAUGGCAAAAUAUGCAAAUACGAUGAACAUGAAUGUGUCUGCAUUUAUGAAGGACGGACAUAUAACUAUACAGACAUUAUCUACAAUACUACAGAUGGCAUAGGAGGAUGUAUUGUGGCAACCUGUGGUCCCAAUGGAACACUUCAAAGAGUUGUGUACGACUGUCCAAUCUCAACAUCACCCACAACACCGUUUCACUUCAGCACUACACCGCCUGCCACUGUUUCCACAGUUACAUCAUCACCAACGACAUCAGUAUGCGUUCAUGAAGUCUGUCAGUGGUCAGAAUGGUAUGAUGGAAGUUCACUAAUACCUGGAUUUGAUGGUGGAGAUUUUGAAACAUUCAGUGAUUUGAGAGCUAAAGGUUAUGAAGUCUGCAGAGAUCCAAAGGCUGUUCAAUGCAGGGCAGAGAAAUUUCCUAACAUACCACUGAAGGACCUUGGCCAAAGAGUAGAAUGUAAUACAAAAGCUGGGCUUAUAUGUUACAACAAAGAUCAAAUUUCAACUAUGUGCUACAAUUACGAAAUCAGAAUCUUAUGUUGUGUUUUUGUACCGUGCUCUUCCACUCCAACCACCACAACACCUUACGAAAUUUCAACACGGACCACACAUACCCCAGUUCCAGAAAUGACAACCACAACAGCAAGUACCAUUAUUACAACUUCAUCUACAAUCACAGAAACAGGAAGUCCUACUGUCACAAGUACUUCAUCAGAAACAACAAGUACCUCUGAAGAGACAACAGGUACAACACCUUGCCAACCGAAGUGCAAAUGGUCCAAAUGGUAUGAUGUCCAUUUCCCAACUUUGCACAACAAAGGAGAUUAUGAAACCUACCAGGACAUUAGAUCUGCUGGAAAAGCAAUCUGUAGAAACCCUGAAAAAAUACAAUGCAGAGCAGAGAAAUACCCACAUAAACCUAUUGAAGAAAUAGGCCAGGUUGUCCAUUGCAAUCUCACAUAUGGACUUAUCUGCAGAAAUGAAGAUCAAAAAGGAGAACUGCAUAUAUGUCUUAAUUAUCAGAUAAAAGUAUUCUGUUGUGAUGACUACAGCCACUGUCAAACAAGAGUGACGCCUACGGUACCAGAAGAAAUUACUACCACCUCUACACAAUCACCAGUUACUACAACCACAGAAACGUCAACAUUUACAACUAAAAUAACAUCACCAGUCACCACAUCUCCUUCAACAGCAGAAAUCUGCGUAAAAGAAGAAUGUAGCUGGUCAACUUGGUAUGAUGUAAGCUAUCCAGAGUCAGGAUACAAUGAUGGAGACUUCGAUACGGUUCAGAAUAUAAGAAAACAGGGGUAUAAAGUCUGUGCUAACAGAAAGGCUGUAGAAUGCAGAGCGGUAAGAUUCCCUAAUACACCAUAUCAACUCCUGGAGCAGCAUAUUACAUGCAACACUGAAGAAGGUUUAAUAUGCUACAAUAAAGACCAGCUACCACCGAUUUGCUACAACUAUGAAGUACGAUUUAAAUGCUGUAAAAAUGUAUCAGUACCAUGCAAAACACCACAAACAACAUCUUCAACUGCCAAACAAUCAACAACUGGGACAAUCUCAACAACAAAAAUUACACCAUACACAGAAGUAUCAACAACGACAUACACACCAAUUAUACAAACAAAACAUAAGACAACAACAACAGAAACAAUACCACCAAGAACAGAAAAUAUUCACAGUGAAACAACAACAACAAAACAAAGCACAGAAACAGAAACAGUCUCCACCACAACAGCAACAACAACAACGAUAGGCUGCACAUCGACCGGUGUAACAAUUACUUCCACCAGCUCACCUUCCACCACGCACCACGUUACCGCCUGCACACCUGAACUCUGCUCCUGGACGGACUGGUUUGACGUUGACUUCCCCUCAACACCAAUAACCUCCACCAGCACCAGCACCCUCUCGCCGACCCCCACUCUCAUCUCUUCCACCAGCUCACCUUCCACCACGCACCACGUUACCGCCUGCACACCUGAACUCUGCUCCUGGACGGACUGGUUUGACGUUGACUUCCCCUCCUCGGGGACAAGCCAGGGAGACUUCGAAACCUACCAGCACAUCCGCGCUGCCGGGAAGGAAGUCUGUCGACAGCCAAAACAAAUUGAGUGCCAGGCCGAGGACUACCCCGAGAUUUCCAUCGAACAAGUCGGACAGGUUGUGCAGUGUGACGUCCACUACGGACUGGUGUGCAAGAACCAGGACCAGCACGGCAGUUUUAAGAUGUGCCUCAACUACAGGAUCCGUGUCCUCUGCUGCCGGCCUAACCCCGAAUGCGUACAGACCAUUACUCCUACCACCAGUCCCACCACCACCACCUUCUCCACAGGAACCUCUUCCACUACACCCUUCAUCACCGUCACAGGUUCUUCAACUUCCAGCAGCUACAGCACUAUUACCUCUUUAUCAACACCAUGUUACUGUAAAAUUGGAAACAACAUUUAUUCUCCUGGUCAACUGAUUUAUAGCACGAUGGAUAGUGAUGGAUGUACAUUUUAUGCUAGAUGUAGUGAAACAUGUACAGUUGUACGCUAUACUGGAGACUGUAAUUUUACUAGUCCAGUAACCACUACAUCCACUCAGAUGCCUACCGUAACAACAUCACACCCAAUUCUUCCUCCAGGUUGUGUUUCUGCUACGCACCCUCCCCUUCAGCCUGGCCAGAGAUUCAAAUUAUCCAACUGUACAGAACUCAUCUGUGAGGGAAACAACAAAGUUGUAGUAAAUCAAACAGUGUGUCCACCUAUAAAAGAAAUUACCUGUGCAAACAAAUAUCCAGCAGUAUUGGUACCUGAUGAAAAUGGAUGUUGUUACCACUAUGAGUGUCAAUGUGUGUGCAGUGGAUGGGGUGAUCCUCAUUAUAUUACUUUUGAUGGAACCUACUACACUUUCCUUGAAAACUGCACUUAUGUUCUGGUGAAACAGAUUGUGCCUAAAUAUGACAACUUCCGUGUUCACAUUGAAAAUUACUACUGUGAUUCAAAAGAUGGACUUUCCUGUCCUAAAUCCAUUAUUAUUUACUACAAAUCUGCAACAGUGAAGCUGACCCGUGAACUCCUGGAUGGUGUGAUGACUAAUGUGAUGUACUUCAACAAUAAGAUUGUCCAACCAGGCUUUCACAAAGAUGGCAUUUAUUUCUCCACGCUUGGUAUCAACAUGAUUGUAGAAAUACCAGAGAUUGGUGCAACCAUCACCUUCAGUGGGCUGAUUUUUUCUGUGAAACUUCCGUACAGCAAAUUUGGCAACAACACUGAAGGACAAUGUGGAACAUGUACGAAUAACAAAAGAGAUGAAUGUCGCUUGCCGAGUGGUAAGAUCAUUUCUUCAUGUCCCCAAAUGGCUCAUCACUGGCUUGUUGGUAACGACACAUCAUGCACUGGAGUACCACCACUACCAGUAACCACACCUCCUGCAAGGCCACAGUGUCCCGUUCCUGAACUCUGCAAGCUUAUCAAGAGCAAAGUUUUUGCAGAUUGCCAUGACGUGAUACCGCCAGAACCGUUUUUCAAAGGAUGUGUUUUUGAUGGAUGUCGUAUAACUGAUGAAUCCAUGCAGUGUUCCAGUUUAGAGAUAUAUGCUACAGAGUGUGCUGCAAGAGGUGUCUGCAUUGACUGGAGAGGAAUGACAAACAAUACCUGCCCAUACAGUUGUCCAGCAAACAUGGUAUACAAGCCAUGUGGGUCCAUUAAUCCUGCUACCUGCAGCCAAAGCCUUGUUGACCAUCCCGGCUAUGGAGUAACCGAAGGCUGUUUCUGUCCUGAAGGAAAGACGCUCCUGAGUGAAGACAGCAACAUUUGUGUCUCUGAAUGCUCUUGCAGAGAACCAAACGGAGUAUCCAGAUGGCCAGGAGAAAAAUGGACACAAAAUUGCCAGGAAUGCAUCUGUGACAAAUUUACUCUCAGAGUGCACUGCACAAAACACGAAUGUCCUCUGCCACAGCAAGUGUCUUGUUCUGAACCAGGAUACAUGCCUGUUCAGACACAGAUACCAGAAGAUCCAUGCUGUACCAGGACUGAGUGCUACUGCAACACGAGCCUCUGCCCUAAGGUCACACACCAAUGCUUAGAGGGACAGGAAGUAAUUACAGUAGCACAGCCUGGAAAAUGCUGCCCUACCUUUGAAUGCAGACACGGCUGUGUAGUCAAUGAAACCUACUAUGCACCUGGAACUGUGAUCCCAUCAGGCCCCUGUGAAAGCUGCACCUGCUCCAGAUCCCUUUAUUCAAGCCGUCAGAAGUUUGCUGUCAAGUGCCAGCCUGUUAUCUGUGACACCCACUGUCCAGUGGGUUACAGGUACACAAAGGAACCUGGAAAGUGCUGUGGCACAUGCAAACCUGUGGCCUGCAUAGUGGUCAUGGAAGACAACACUACACACGUGCUUAAGGUUGGAAAAUUCUGGAGCCCACCUGGUAAUAACUGUACAACUUACACAUGUGAAAAAUACAACGGCCAGUUCAUUACAGUCAUCUCAAAGAAAAGCUGUCCUGCCUUCAACCCUGAUCUCUGUGAACCUGACAACAUCAGGCUAUCAGAUGAUGGCUGCUGUAGAGUGUGCUCAAUCCCACCAUCAGGUUGCAAGAAGUACAACACCACUACUGUCAUCAAAUACCGUGGAUGUGUUUCUGCACCUGUCGAGAUGACAUACUGUGAAGGCAGCUGUGAUGCUUACUCAAAGUACUCUCAAGAAGCAAACAUGAUGGAACACAAAUGCUCAUGCUGUCAGGAAAUCCAGACUAGUGUAAGAAAGGUGACUUUGACAUGCAGUGAUGGAACCAGUCUUGACCACUCGUACACCUAUGUGGACCAAUGCAGCUGUGUGGGUGCUGAAUGUGUUCCCCAAGACACUGUCAACCAACAACAGCAAACAGGCAACAUAUGAGAUGAAGCCCUCUCAAGAAAAAGGGAAUGCCUAAAAUUAAAACUAAAGAGAAGCCAAAUGAGUUGAAUAUAGAUGAAAAUAAACAUUUGAAAAAAUUGUCAAAAGCAGCUAAUAUUUUUGACGAGCAGAUUAUAUUUUCUGCAUACAAUCUCAAUAUGUCUGUCCACACUAUUUCAGCUUUCCUUACCAUUAUAUCUCAUACUGUUUUUCAUGACUUUUAUUUACACCUUGAGGGGUACAGUAUAAGAUCAUUUUUCUAUUUCUGGUUACUUUGUCUUAUGAGAAGUGCUAAACCGCAAGACUGAGAUCACACAAAGUCUUUGAUUAGAAUGACAUUCUACUGUGCCUCUAGGCUUUCCUUUGGUGGCACAACAUAAACUGCAAUGGUGCGGAGUAAACAUUACUCUGUAGGAAAUCAAGUUUUGCUGGUCAUUACAUUCUGCAACUACUUGACAAUAUCUAAGAUUUCCAUUGAUAUACUGAACUAUUACAGAACAUUUUAAUUUCAGUUCAUUAAGACAGAUCAAAAGCUAAAGUCCAAGAAAAAGAAAACUGUACCUCUCUUUUUCUAUCUUUUUUGCAUUACGGAAAACUUAGAUUGCAAAAAGCCGUAUCUUCUCAAAGCCACAAAAUUCAAUGAUAUAGACAAUUUUUAGGGCAUUUCCCUAUCUAUUAACAGGAGAAAGAAAAGAAAGAAGAAAGAAGGAAAGAAAAAAAAGAAAGAGAACAGAAGAUACUAUAACGAUAAGCUGCUGCAUCUACUCUUUGUUUACAUAACAUCAUCAGCAUAGUAACUGCAUGAAAAUUUGGAAUUUUUUUUCUUUGUGGUGAACUGUUUACAGAAGAAGUAUAUACAUAUAUAUAUAUAUAAAUAUUGCCAAUGGGGCAUAUGAAGGACUUUUGUAAACAAAAGUAAUAAUAAUAUUAUAUGUAAAUUCUUUCCUAGAAAGCUUUUAAAAAGUUGUACUGUUGCUAUUUAUUUUGUUUUUUGGAGAACUGAUUUAUUGGGCCAUUUCUUUCAGGAUUAAUGUUACCCCAUUUGUUAGUCUUAGUCAUAUUAUCUGGGUGUGGUAUAUUUUCUUCUUCCGUUUUGUUUUGGAAUGUUGUUUUAUUUUUGUUCUUUAUGAAAAAAGUAAUGAUGAUUAAUAAAUUUUAAGCAUUUUA